This is a messenger RNA of Myotis daubentonii (Daubenton's bat), 804 nucleotides long. It is a transcript of the gene PRSS33, whose product is annotated as serine protease 33. Bases 1 to 804 code for a protein of 267 amino acids. Lineage: Eukaryota; Metazoa; Chordata; Mammalia; Chiroptera; Vespertilionidae. The transcript has 5 exons. Gene Ontology annotation, biological process: proteolysis. Gene Ontology annotation, molecular function: serine-type endopeptidase activity. The record is from RefSeq and is a predicted model, not a curated record.
AUGGUCCUCCGCCCACCCCCGUCCCCCUUGUCCUCUGCAGCCUGCGGGCAGCCUCGUGUGUCCAGUCGGAUCGUAGGGGGCCAGGACGCCCGGGCCGGAGAGUGGCCGUGGCAGGCGAGCAUCCAGCACCGCGGGGCGCACGUGUGUGGGGGCUCGCUCGUCGCCCCGCAGUGGGUCCUGACCGCGGCGCACUGCGUCCAGAGGCGGGCGCCAGUGUCUGGGUACCGCGUGCGCCUCGGGGCGCUUCGUCUGGGUCAGGCCGCGCCCCGCGCGCUCUCGGUGCCCGUGCAGAGGAUGCUGCUGCACCCCGACUACGCUGAGGACGGGGCCCGCGGUGACUUGGCAUUGCUCCAGCUGCGCCGCCCAGUGCACCUGAGCUCCCGAGUCCAGCCCGUGUGCCUGCCGGAACCAGGGGCCUGGCCGCCACCCGGUACUCCGUGCUGGGUCACUGGCUGGGGCAGCCUCUUCCCAGGAGUGUCACUUCCAGAGUGGCGACCUCUUCAGGGAGUAAGAGUGCCGUUGCUGGAUGCGGGCACUUGCGACCACCUCUACCAUGUGGGCACCAACGUGCCCCGCGCUGAGCAGAUAGUGUUACCAGGGAACCUGUGCGCUGGCUACGUCCAGGGCCACAAGGAUGCCUGCCAGGGUGAUUCUGGGGGACCCCUGACCUGCUUGAAGUCUGGGCGCUGGGUCCUGGCGGGCGUGGUGAGCUGGGGCAAGGGCUGUGCUCUGCCCUACCGUCCAGGUGUCUAUACCAAUGUCGCCAUGUACAGCCGUUGGAUUCAGGCUUGCCUCGACCGCUGA